Messenger RNA from Condylura cristata (star-nosed mole), 364 nucleotides. It is a transcript of the gene LCE6A, whose product is annotated as late cornified envelope 6A. The coding region runs from base 1 to 237 and encodes 78 amino acids. The record is from RefSeq and is a predicted model, not a curated record. NCBI's taxonomy places the organism in Eukaryota, Metazoa, Chordata, Mammalia, Eulipotyphla, Talpidae. The transcript has a single exon.
AUGUCCCAGCAGAAGCGAUCCUGGGAACCCGCACGUGGGCCCGUGUGCUCCCAUCCUCAGGGCUCAGCGCCCUCCCUGGCUCCCUGCUCUGCUCCUUGUGCCCCCUGUUCUGGAGGCUGUGGUUCUGGUUCCCAAAAACUUCAGAACCAGAACCGGCCAGGCACUAGAAGGGCUCACCGAAAGCCCCGCUGCCUCAGUGGGGGCACGACCUACCACAUCAAAGAGGAAGAGUGUUAAGGGGGUCAACCCACAGGGCAGGCACAGGUACAUCUGUUCCCGCCUACCUGUGUCUGCUGUACCCAUUCUGCUGGAAGGCUCAGCUGACUUCCUGUGAUUUGGGCUGAGAAACACUUUCCCAGCUCCU